AUGUCCACUUCGCUUCCCGGGCUUCACAUCAGCAGAAAGAUACCCUGGAAUGAGCCAGUAGAGACAUUUCAAUUUCGAUUCCGUUCCCGUCACAUCACAGCCAUCGGCCAGGCAGCCGACAACUACCAUCCCAAUGUCCGCCGCUUAAAAAUCCAGCCGACGCUCCUCGAUCAAGUCAUCAAAGCCAUUCUUUGCCUUUUCCCCAAGUUUGCGCAAGCCUACUUGCGGCGAUGGUUCCCUGAGUGGUACCUCCCGUCGGCCAUCGUCCUCAAGUCCCAGAAGCCCGACUGGGAAGAGGAAUUUGAUAACGAGCUGGCAAACUACCGGAGCCUGCAGUCGCUCCAGGGAACCGUCAUCCCGCGGCACUUUGGCGUUGUGCAAUUUGACGGCGUGCGGAGCCACCUCAUGGCCGACGUCGGCGGGGUGUGCAUUCCGUACACGACGGAGACGGCCGAGGAGGCGUAUGCCUAUAUCCGCAAGCGACUGCACGAGUCUCUUACGGCGCUUGCCUCAAGGGGCUUUGUGCAGGACGACGUGAAGCUCGACAACUUUCACGUCGUGGGCAACAGAGUCGUCGUGGUGGAUUUGGAGCGCGUGGAGAGAGGCAGGAGCCUCGACGAGAUGUCCAAAUUUGUCGAGUCGAGCAUACAGAUUCUGAUGCAGCAGUACCGGAAUUACUUGGAGAACCUGAGAGCGAGAUACCCUUGA
Messenger RNA from Trichoderma reesei QM6a, 708 nucleotides. RefSeq lists its product as uncharacterized. The coding region runs from base 1 to 708 and encodes 235 amino acids. The record is from RefSeq and is a predicted model, not a curated record. NCBI's taxonomy places the organism in Eukaryota, Fungi, Ascomycota, Sordariomycetes, Hypocreales, Hypocreaceae. The transcript has 2 exons.